CUUUGGGUAUGUUUAAAAUAAAGUGCGAGUUACAAUGGACAACUUUCUAAACUAAUUUACUCGCCAAGGUCUUCCUUUUGCCAUCGGCGGCAAAGCUCGAAGAUACAAAGCAGAAAUCCAAGAUCAACGGUCUGUAUGGCGUAAUUGUCGAUGAUUCUGUGGUUGGAGCUUCCUGGGGCAGAUGUCUUAAUCUGCUGAUAAGGUUGAAGUCAUCUGUCACUGAGUUGGCAGAUUUAAAAAAGAAGCUACAUUUUGACAUGGAAAAGACAAAUUCUUUAUCUAAAGAUGAGGUCCUUGCUGAAUUGAUGGCUAUGGGCUUUGAAUUUCUUGCUGCUUUGCAAGCAGUGGAAACUGUGGGGCAGUCUGUAGGUGAUGCAGUAGAAUUUAUUUUGGCAGGGGAUCCUGUUAUUUCUCACCAAGGUGGAAAUAUUAGUAGCAAUAAUCAAAACAAGUUGAUUAGCACACAUUCUAGAGAGGAGUUUGGAGCUGGACAAAAUAUUGAACCCGUUAUUGGCCUUGAUACGAAGAGGCAGUCUCUGAUUACAGAAAAGUUUAAGCCAUCUAGGAAACAUGAUAAGUCCGGGUCCUCUGGCAUGUCUAACACCACAUCAAUUGUUGAUGAAAAUGGUGCAUUCGAACCCUGUGGCAAUACUUCUUGUACAUCCCUUUUAGAAGAGACAGAAUUGAACUGGGAAAAGGAUGCAGAAAUUAUUGUACAAAGGUAUUUCGGCCAUACAGAAUUGAAGUGCUUUCAGAAAGAAGCUUUGAAAGCAUGGGCAGCUCAUCAAGAUUGCCUUGUUCUUGCUGCUACUGGCUCAGGCAAGUCCCUUUGUUUCCAGCUCCCUGCGUUAAUGACAGGCAAAGUGGUAGUGGUGGUAUCUCCUUUAAUUAGCCUUAUGCAUGAUCAGUGCUUGAAGCUAGCAAGACAUGGGGUUUCUGCUUGCUUCCUUGGCUCAGGACAAGUUGAUAAAAGUGUAGAGGAUAGAGCAAUGAAAGGCAUGUAUAGCGUUGUUUAUGUCUGUCCAGAGACACUGCCACGAAUAAUUGAUUCACUACAGAGGCUUGUAGAAAAUCGUGGUAUUGCUCUCUUUGCUAUUGAUGAAGUUCAUUGUGUUUCCAAGUGGGGCCAUGAUUUUCGGCCUGCUUACAGGCGAUUGUUGAUAUUGAGAGAAAAAUUCAAGGCUAGCAACUUCAAGUCACUUGAGUAUGAUAUACCAAUCAUGGCUCUUACUGCUACUGCUACUCAUCGUGUUCGGGAAGACAUUCUAUGUUCUUUGGGCAUUAAAGCAACUGCUAAAAUUGUUCUCACUUCCUUCUUCAGGCCAAAUUUGAGAUUCUUGGUGCAUCAUAGCAACACUUCUCAGGGUUCCUCUUAUGAAAUGGAUUUCCAAGAGUUAAUUAUUGCUUAUACUAAAAAAAAAGGUGUUGAUCUUAGUGAAAAAAAUAGCAAAACAGGUGUUCAUCUCGAAAAUGUGCAACAUGUUCUUGAAAAGAAACAAGGACUUACAAUAGAAAAUUCUUCCGAUUCAGAUACAGUAUCCUCCAGUGAAUCUGAUACGUAUAUGGAAGAGACUGAUAACCAUAAUUGUGAUGUUAAUUAUGCUGCAACCUAUGGAGAUGAAGAGGAUGCUUAUGAAGGUCAGCAGAUGACUGCUGAAUACCUUGAAGAUGAGAAUGAUGAGCAGAUGGUUGAAGAUUUUGAUGUGACAUUUGGUGAAUUUAAAGGUUCUCUGUGGGAAAAAGACAAGAAUUUAGGAGCAGAAUACAAUUUUGUCAAAGCAGCUGAUCAUUCAAUCUUGAAGGAAGAAAACUCUGUACUAGGAUUGGGUCCAAGUAUCAUAUACACACCCACAAGAAAGGAGACAGGGAGGCUGGCAAAUUUUCUGUGCAAGUUUGGCGUGAAGGCUGCAGCUUAUCAUGCAAAGUUGCCAAAGAAACAUUUGCAUAACGUGCAUGAUCUGUUUCAUAAUGACUCAUUACAGGUGGUUGUCGCAACAGUUGCUUUUGGCAUGGGAAUUGACAAGUCAAAUGUUCGGCAAGUUAUUCAUUAUGGUUGGCCACAGAGCUUGGAGGCUUAUUAUCAAGAAGCUGGUAGAGCUGGAAGAGAUGGAUUACUAGCCGAUUGUACUUUAUAUGCUGACAUGACAAGGCUUCCAUCACUAUUACCUAGUAGAAGAGAUGCAGAACAAACUCAAAAUGCACUUAGUAUGCUCUCAGACUGUUUUAGAUAUGGGGUUUCAACAACAUGUUGCAGAGCGAAAACACUGGUUCAGUACUUUGGGGAGGAUCUGAUUGCAAUGAAAUGUGGAAUAUGUGAUAUUUGCAUAAAAGGGCCACCUAAAUGUGAGAACCUCAUCAAGGAAGCAGAGAUAUUACUUAGGGUUUUGGUGGAACUACAGAGCAAUGUAAAUUAUGGACAAUCAGACCUUAAUAAUAAAAGAACUGGAGAUCAUCAUUUUGGAAGAUGCUCAGAAAUGGUUUCCUUCAAGGAGGUCAUUGAAAGGGUGAUAGAACAGCAUGAAGAGGGGCGAGCAAAAGGUAGAUUAUGGUGGAGAGGAUUUGGGCGCAUGUUAGAAGAUAUUGGAUAUAUUAGAGAGGUAGCAAUGCAAAGAAAUCAGGGGAAAUUUCUCACGAUAAAAAAUCCAGAGCCUACAGUUCUUGGCCUAGAAUUUUUAAAAGGAUGUGAUCUUCAUCACAUGUCUGCUAGUGCAGGAGAUCAUUCUUUGUCGCUCUUUCCUGAAGGUGAUAUGCUCCAGGCAAUGAAAAUGCAAGAGUCAACAUCUGGAAAUAGUGAAUGGGGAAGGGGUUGGGCAGAUACAGAAAUUCGGCAGCAACGGCUCAAAGGUCGAAAGAGGAGAAAGAAGCGAAAAAGAGCAUCAAGAAAGCCAAAACAAAAUUUAAAUACUGUUCGAGGGCGACUUUCUGCAAAGAUAUCAAAGAAAAAAAAAUAAAAGUUGUCUGCAUUAAAGGCUAACAUGUAAAUCAAACAAUUGGAAAGUGUACUGGAUAUUAUCUCAUUAGUCUAUUUUCAAAUUCUUGAAAAAUCAUCACUUGUUUGUUAGUGUUUGACAAAAUAUACUGAUGAACAUCCCAUGCUUGAGUCUUGACCCAUCAUAAAGCAAAUUUUACUGCUAUUUCUUAUACCAUGAUGGGUUCUCACGGAAAUCUGUUUCUGCUUCUGUUUGAUGAAUGUAAUCAUCGGAAAAUUCUUCAUACAUUUUGAAAACGCUUUUCUUUUCUAAUUAUUUCUGGGCUCGAGCACCAGAUAUUAAUAAAAAUAUCCAUUUUUACCUUGAAAAAA
Messenger RNA from Cryptomeria japonica (Japanese cedar), 3301 nucleotides. RefSeq names its product ATP-dependent DNA helicase Q-like SIM. The record is from RefSeq and is a predicted model, not a curated record. Gene Ontology annotation, molecular function: 3'-5' DNA helicase activity; protein binding; four-way junction helicase activity. Bases 258 to 2951 code for a protein of 897 amino acids. Gene Ontology annotation, cellular component: nucleus; cytoplasm; chromosome. Gene Ontology annotation, biological process: double-strand break repair via homologous recombination. The transcript has 16 exons. Lineage: Eukaryota; Viridiplantae; Streptophyta; Pinopsida; Cupressales; Cupressaceae.